GCAGAGGAGGCCUCCUCACCCGGGGAACAUCCACACAGCCGCCCCGCCAGCAGCAGAUCCUCCGCCGGCCUCCGGGACCCACGGGCGAUGGCGAGGCCGAGCCACAGCGAUCACGUCCUCCAGCAGCUCAACAACCAGCGGGAGUGGGGCUUCCUUUGCGACUGCCUCAUCGCCAUCGGAGAUAUCUACUUCAGGGCGCACAAGGCCGUGCUGGCGGCGUGCAGCUCCUACUUCAGGAUGAUGUUCAUCCGGGACCAGCAGGGGGCGGGCCGCCUGGACCUCAGCAACAUGCAGAUCAGCGCCGAGUGCUUCGACCUCAUCCUGCAGCUCAUGUAUCUCGGGCGCAUUGUCGUCGGCAGCUACGAGUUCGAGGAGCUGAAGGCGUCCAUGGCGUACCUGCAGAUGUACUACAUCCCCGACUCGCUGGAGGACCUCAGGGACAUCAGGAGCUCCAACCUCACCCCGUCCUCCUCCGCCUCUGCCUCCGCCUCCUCCUCGUCCACUUCCUCCACAGGACCCGCCGGUGGGAAAAUGAUGUUUGGCGUUCGCAUGUAUGAGAAGCCGAGGCCUCCCGCCCCCGAGGUGGAGCGCAUACCAAAAGCUGUCACCAGCUCUGCCGCACGACCAACGGUUCCAGUGACCGCCAGCAGACCGGUGGUGGCGGAGGAGGUGGUGAACACUCCUCUCAUCGUGGCUCCGCCCGUGGUCGACGGAGCGGUGGAGCAGCCGUGUGAUUUAAGAAAGCGGUCCAGCGCCAGAGGUUCAGCACUCAAAGACCGUCCACGUUUUGGACGCACCUACACCUGCGACGACUGCGGUUUCGUCUUCAGCUGCGAGAAGCUUCUGAUCGAACACAUCCUGACGUGCACCAACAGGAAAGCCUUCAAUCCACCGCGAGGGAACGCAGACGGGGACAACGACUCCAGCAAAGCAGAGAGCUCCACGUCAGAGAGCUUAGACGACCACAGAGCCGUCUGUAAAGGCGAGGACGACUGGCCCGGGGUCAAGGUCGACUCUGAUCUCACCAUCAGGUCGGUGGCGGCCGGGACAGACGGCGAACCUGGGUCGACCCGGAGCGUCUCCAUCAAGACGGAACCAGAAGAAAGCGUGUUCCCUGAGAUAGAGAUGGUGUCGGGCGUGGAGAACAGCAGCGAUCCUUUUGAAGGUCACAUGUCGAGCAGUGAAGAUUUGGGAAUCCCCACGAAGCUGCGUAAGGUCAAAGAGGAGAAGCAGGACCCUGACUCCGCCCCCUGCGAGCUGUGUGGCGAUCUGUUGACAGAGGAGGACAAGUCGGCCCACUACCUGUCCAACCACAUGGGUCACAUAUGCGCCUGUGGGAGGUGUGGCCAGGUGCUGAUCAAAGGCCGUCAGCUGCAGGAGCACGCAGAGCGCUGCGGCGAGUCCCAAGGUCGGGAGUCGGACUCAAACGGGGAGGACGAGGCGUCUCUCCUCGAGGAGCCGCAGGGUAUGGACGAGGGUCUGCUGGAGGCCGCCGACCUCGCCUGCUCUCACUGCGGUCUGCUGUUUCAGAGUGAGAGCGUAGCGCUGGAGCACGCCUUGUCCUGCCACGACCAGGAGCUGUUCCGCCCCGUGCUGCUGGACGACGGCGCCGAGCAGGAUCACCGGCGCAAACACUUCUGCAGCAUCUGCGGCAAGGGCUUCUACCAGCGCUGCCACCUGCGGGAGCACUACACGGUGCACACCAAGGAGAAGCAGUUCACCUGUCAGACCUGCGGGAAGCAGUUCCUGCGGGAGCGCCAGCUGCGGCUGCACACCGACAUGCACAAAGGCAUGGCGCGCUACGUGUGCCCCGUGUGCGACCAGGGAACCUUCCUCAAACACGACCACGUCAGACACAUGAUCUCACACCUGUCAGCCGGGGAGACCAUCUGCCAGGUGUGCUUCCAGAUCUUUCCAGGAGGAGAGCAGCUGGAGAAACACAUGGACGUUCACCUGUACAUCUGUGGCGUCUGCGGAGAGAAGUUCCGCCUCCGUAAAGACAUGAGGAGUCACUAUAACUCCAAACACACCAAGAGACUAUAAUCAGAAGCGUCCUCUGCAUUUAUACCAGUUUGUUACUAAAAGCCAUAAAUGUGAGAACAAAUGUAUGCACUUAAAACACCAAAAAGACAACUUUUAAUCUGCACUUUUAAACAUAUGCAUAACCUAAAGAGGCGUUCACACUGCGAGCAACGAGGCGAGCAGCAACGAGGCGAGCAACGAGGCGGGAAGUCGAUUGUUCUGUGUGACAAUCUGCAGCUUUAAUUUUGAAAACACUUAAAGGCUUCAUAUGAUGAUAUAUAAUCAAGUAUCUCCUCUGAAAAUAACUCUGUGAGUCAUGACUGUCUACAAUGGGUGUAACACCCGAGUCCCACU
Messenger RNA from Labrus bergylta (ballan wrasse), 2376 nucleotides. RefSeq names its product zinc finger and BTB domain containing 1 (gene zbtb1). Lineage: Eukaryota; Metazoa; Chordata; Actinopteri; Labriformes; Labridae. The record is from RefSeq and is a predicted model, not a curated record. Gene Ontology annotation, molecular function: protein binding; DNA-binding transcription factor activity, RNA polymerase II-specific. Gene Ontology annotation, biological process: regulation of transcription by RNA polymerase II. Gene Ontology annotation, cellular component: nucleus.